UCUUAGCUCUUAGAUGGCAGCCAAAACGGAUGAAUCCUCGCCAGCAGUGGCUCCUGUCGCCGGCGGGAGCAGCAGCCCAGUGCCCUCCAGUGGACGCCACCAGUUGCGACCCGUGAAGUUCGACUACGCGGACUCGUUUGCCUGCACCUACAUCGUUUCCGUGGUGGCCGCCUCCAUCGCCGAGCUGGCCACCUAUCCCCUGGACCUCACGAAGACGCGUCUGCAGAUCCAGGGCGAGGGAGCCGCCCAGUCCGCCGGAAAGUCCAAUAUGCAAUACCGCGGCAUGGUGGCCACCGCCUUCGGGAUUGCGCGCGAGGAGGGCGCCCUGAAGCUGUGGCAGGGCGUGACGCCGGCGCUCUACCGACACGUCGUCUAUAGCGGCGUGAGGAUCUGCAGCUACGACCUGAUGCGCAAGGAGUUCACCGAGAACGGCAGCCAGGCGCUGCCCGUUUGGAAGUCCGCCCUGUGUGGCGUCACAGCGGGCGCCGUUGCCCAGUGGCUGGCCUCGCCGGCUGAUUUGGUUAAGGUGCAGAUCCAAAUGGAGGGACGCCGGCGACUGAUGGGCGAGAAGCCAAGGGUCCACUCAGCGGGCCACGCCUUCCGCGAGAUCGUCCAGCGCGGCGGAGUGAAGGGCCUGUGGAAGGGCAGCAUACCGAAUGUGCAGCGGGCGGCGCUGGUCAACCUGGGCGACCUGACCACCUACGACACCAUCAAGCACCUGAUCAUGGACCGCCUGCAGAUGCCCGACUGCCACACCGUUCAUGUGCUGGCCUCCAUUUGCGCGGGCUUCGUGGCGGCGAUCAUGGGCACGCCGGCGGAUGUGGUGAAGACAAGGAUUAUGAACCAGCCGACGGAUGAGAAGGGGCGGGGCCUGCUGUACCGCGGAUCCGUGGACUGCCUGCGGCAAACGGUGGGCAGGGAGGGCUUUGUGGCCUUGUACAAGGGCUUCCUGCCCUGCUGGAUACGCAUGGCGCCCUGGUCGCUCACCUUCUGGCUGUCCUUCGAGCAGAUCCGCAAGAUGAUCGGUGCCUCCGGCUACUAAAUCUGUGUUUUUCGUACAUGUUUGUUCAAUUAUCCCGCCUCAAAGUCGGUUUAAAUCCCUAAUUCCUAAUAGCGAAGCUCUGCCCCCGUUUUAAUCUGUUUUGCCAGCGGGUUUUCAAUCUUUUGGGCUCAUUUCUCCUAUCUUUUGUUAUUGUUGUUGCCUUGAGAAAAUCAAAAACCUUACAAUAAAGCGAGAAACUUGUUAUUUCA
Molecule: messenger RNA, 1251 nt
Organism: Drosophila takahashii
Lineage: Eukaryota; Metazoa; Arthropoda; Insecta; Diptera; Drosophilidae
Gene: Ucp4A
Product: Uncoupling protein 4A
Biological process (GO): transmembrane transport; response to cold
Molecular function (GO): transmembrane transporter activity
Source: RefSeq, a predicted model, not a curated record